AUGGACACCACUGACCUCAGCGCUAAGCGUCCUCGGACUGUCCAGCACCCAGCUGUGGAGGAGGCCGUCGCCUUCUGGGUCUUGCAGUGCCAGCACCGUGGGGUCGCUCUCACUGGAGAUCUCAUACGGGCCAAGGCUCAGACCUUUGCGGGAUCAAUGGGCGUCUCGGAGGAAAACAUCAGCUUUUCGCAUGGGUGGCUCCACAAAUUCCAGCAACGCCACAAACUGCGAGCUGUCCGCAUUCAUGGCGAGAGUGGCUCAGCAGAUAUGGGCGCUCUAGAGGAGGCUCUUCCACACUUCAAGGCCGUGGUUGCUGGUUAUGCGCCACGUCACGUGUACAACAUGGACGAAACUGGUUUGUUCUACAGUAUGACGCCCGACAAAACGAUCGCCCAGCAAGAGGUCGAAGGGUUUAAAAAAGACAAGACGCGCAUCACAGUUGCUCUCACGGCAAACGCUGAUGGAUCCGACAAACUCCCGCCGGGGUUCAUUGGACACGCCAAAAAGCCGCGGUGUUUUGAGCGCAAGGCAGCUGAGCGACUGGUCUUUCUCUACCGCAACAACAAGAAAGCCUGGAUGACUGGCAUACUCUUCCAGGAAUGGCUGUGA
Molecule: messenger RNA, 609 nt
Organism: Peronospora matthiolae
Lineage: Eukaryota; Oomycota; Peronosporomycetes; Peronosporales; Peronosporaceae
Source: the annotation of a GenBank genome assembly